This is a messenger RNA of Caenorhabditis bovis, 1620 nucleotides long. NCBI's taxonomy places the organism in Eukaryota, Metazoa, Nematoda, Chromadorea, Rhabditida, Rhabditidae. The record is from the annotation of a GenBank genome assembly.
AUGUCCUGGAUGUUGCGUAGCUUGUCGGCGAGAUUCCGAGGUCGCAAUUCGUCGAACACGACGCGAGCGACUUCUGAUCUACCGCCGGAUGCGCAAUUCGACCACAAAAAGUAUGUGAUGUGCAAAGUAUUGCUGCUCGAUGGAGCUCAUCUCAACAUCGUUCUUUCGCGCAAUUCACUUGGUCACGAACUUUAUGAGGAAGUAUUUUACUCAUUGGAUUUGGAGGAAAGAGACUACUUCGGCUUACAAUUUACCGAUCAUUAUAAUGUUCAGCAUUGGUUGGACCCGGCGAAAAAAGUGGUUAAACAAGUCGACAUUGGACCACCUUUCACUCUUCGAUUCCGCGUCAAAUUCUUCACAACAGAUCCAGCGAAUAAUUUGAAGGAAGAAUUAACACGAUAUCAAUUCUUUCUGCAAAUCAAACAAGACAUCGCCAGCGGUCGAUUAGCAUGCCCCCAUCAUAUUGCAACCGAAUUGGCCGCUUUUUGUCUGCAAUCGGAACUUGGUGAUUAUAACCCAGUGGAGCACACAGCUCUGUUUAUUUCGGAAUUCCGGUUUCAUCCGGAGCAAGAUGAAAAAAUGGAAUUGGAUAUUCUCGACAAAUACAAGACAUGCCGAGGGCAAACUCCUGCUCAGGCCGAACAGAAUUUUUUGAGCAAAGCGCGUUGGAUCGAGAUGUAUGGUGUCGAUAUGCACACCGUGGAAGGGAAGGAUGGAAACACGUAUCAUUUGGGAUUGACGCCACAGGGGAUGCUCGUUUUUGACGGAACCCAGAAAAUUGGACUCUUCUUGUGGGAAAAACUCCAAAAACUUGAUUUCAAAAACAAGAGAAUCACUUUGGUGGUUGAAGAAGACGCCGAUGUCUCGAACAACGGACAAAUCCAACUUCAUACUUUCGUUUUUAAUUUGAUCUCGGAGAAAGCUGCAAAACAUUUCUGGAAGUGCGCGAUCGAGCAGCACGCAUUCUUCCGCCUCAAAUCGAAACCGGUUCAGCAGAGUCGCAAAAUGCAAUUCUUCCGUUUGGGUAGCACGUUCAAGUAUCGUGGUCGUACCGAAUACGAAACGGUGCACAAAGAGGGCGCGCGGCUCUCACGUCGACAAUCGUGCUCUUUCGAACGACGGCCGAGUCAACGAUACGGACCAAGACAGAGUCAUGCGACUACCGCACAGAUGCGAGAAGCCAGAAGAGCUGAGAUCAGACAACAGGUGAUUCUAGAUGUGAAAAAGACCCGCGACAAGUCUAAUGUGAGGCAAUGCUUCAGAUCUACAAGUGCUAAAUCAUCAACAGUGUCAGUAUCGGAGCCUUGGAACAACGUCACGAAGAUCACCGUUGGUACGCUUGGUCCCACCGAAUCGCACAUUCCACGACCAGUAGCUCCUCCGCCACAUGGCAUCUCAACAUCCGCCUCAUUUUCACAUUCUCAAACGCAUUCGUCGAAAAUUCCGCGAAUGACAAGUCAUACGGAGCCACGCAAGUACUCCCACGGAGAAUCGGAAGCUCGCAGAUUCCCACCAACGAAUUGCCAACCGCAGCCGACGCAUAAUGACAUUCACUCGCGAAUCCCGUCACGAAUAGUGCCCCCGAUGAAGAGUCAUCGACGAAUUGUCACCGAUUUUUAG